AUGACCGACAACGCAGCAAAUGAGGGAUUUUCGGCUGCGCACAAAGUCCUCUCUACUCCACUACUCCUAGAACGGAUCUUUACAUGGAUCUAUGAGGAUGUUUAUGGCUCCUGGCCAGUUCCCGAACGGCCUCAAAAGCCCCGAGAUGAGGACGAAGAAUACAAUUCUAGCGACUACAUCGAAAGAGGUGGGGUCCUGGCUCGCUGCGCUUUGGUCAGCAAACAGUGGUUCUACGAAGCCACCCGAAUCCUAUGGCGGGACUGGGAAGACAAAAUCUUUUUGCGUCCUAAGUUCGUAGAAACCUUUACGAAGAUGGAGCCGACGCGCCCACAGCUUUAUGCAGAUAUGAUUCAUCAUGCUGAACUAGCCGUUGUUGAAAAUCCUGAGCUAUUUUACACUGUCCAAACUACCUUCACGGACAUAACAUUUUCAAACCUCAAGAGCCUCUAUCUUUAUGUACCUGGAGAUGGUAGUGACAGGGCAGAGAUUCCUAUCUUCCACGCUCCACAAUUAACGAAGCUUUCCUUUGAUCCACAGUAUGACUGGCUUCCAGUUAGCUACUCUGUACAACAGGAUGAAUGGAAGGUGAUUUUUGACCUUAUCACGGAUCGCUUUCCCGAUCUUGAGAGUAUUAAGUUCGAGGAUUCAGCCAAGGUUUGGCCUGGCGAGCUUCAGAAACUCAAGGAUCGGCUUCCCCGUCUUAAACAUCUGGAUGCACAGAGUGUGGUGGAGAGUACAAGGAAAGGACGUGACGCUUGA
Messenger RNA from Penicillium subrubescens, 759 nucleotides. RefSeq lists its product as uncharacterized. The record is from RefSeq and is a predicted model, not a curated record. Lineage: Eukaryota; Fungi; Ascomycota; Eurotiomycetes; Eurotiales; Aspergillaceae. The transcript is spliced from 2 exons. The coding region runs from base 1 to 759 and encodes 252 amino acids.